AUGGGUAGUAGAACAGGGGGGGGUUUCAGAAAAGAGAGAGCAUUUUUAUGUGUCCCUGACAAACAAGAGAUCUGGAGGAAGUACGACGCAGACAGCAGUGGGUACAUAUCUGCAGUGGAGCUGAAAAGUUUCCUAAAUGAUCUGUUUCUACAACAACAGACAACUGUAUCCUCCAGCAAACUGGAGGAGUACACAGAUGCCAUGAUGAAGAUCUUUUACAAAAAUAAAGAUGGAUGCUUGGAUUUGAACGAUUUGGCCAGAAUUCUGUCUCUGGAAGAGAACUUCCUGCUUGAGUUCAAACUGGAUGUGAGUCCCUGCCUCCUUCGUCUCUUGUAUUCCACAGCUUCAUUUUCUUAGGAAAAACACAAUUAAUCUGCCGCUCUGUUUCUACAGGCCUGCAGCAAAGAGGAGCGGAAGAGAGACUUUGAACACAUCUUUGACCACUAUGAUGUUAGCAAGACUGGAGCGUUGGAGGGGCCUGAGGUGGACGGCUUUGUUAAAGACAUGAUGGAAUUAGUUAAGGUGAGCA
Molecule: messenger RNA, 529 nt
Organism: Osmerus eperlanus (European smelt)
Lineage: Eukaryota; Metazoa; Chordata; Actinopteri; Osmeriformes; Osmeridae
Product: secretagogin-like
Exons: 7
Coding region: 1-357 (118 amino acids)
Biological process (GO): regulation of presynaptic cytosolic calcium ion concentration; regulation of long-term synaptic potentiation
Cellular component (GO): synapse; nucleus; cytosol
Molecular function (GO): calcium ion binding
Source: RefSeq, a predicted model, not a curated record